Molecule: messenger RNA, 669 nt
Organism: Apiotrichum porosum
Lineage: Eukaryota; Fungi; Basidiomycota; Tremellomycetes; Trichosporonales; Trichosporonaceae
Exons: 6
Coding region: 1-669 (222 amino acids)
Biological process (GO): cellular response to oxidative stress; cell redox homeostasis; hydrogen peroxide catabolic process
Cellular component (GO): peroxisome; cytosol; mitochondrion
Molecular function (GO): thioredoxin peroxidase activity
Source: RefSeq, a predicted model, not a curated record
AUGUCUCUUGCUCCCCGCACCGCCCUCCGCGCAGCUCGUAUCGCUACCCCCCUCCGCUCAGCCAUUGCCGUCCGCGCCGCGCACACUUUCGCCGUCCCCACCUCGCCCCGCACCCUCGCCCCCCGUCGUCCCCAGAUCCAGUUCAAGAUGGCUUCCUCUACCGCUAGCCUCACCACCGCUGCCGAGGUCAAGGCCGGCUCGCCCGUCCCCUCGGUCUCGAUCCGUAUCGGUGACAUGAACUCGACCAUUGACUUUGCCGGCCUCAAGGGCAAGAACGUCAUCGUCACCGUUCCCGGCGCCUUCACUCCCACCUGCCACUCGCAGGUUCCCGGCUACAUUGAGCUCUACGAGCAGUUCAAGGGCAAGGGCGUCAACGAGAUUUACAUUGUCUCGGUCAACGACCUCUUCGUCGUCAACGCCUGGAAGAAGGACCUCCUCUCGCAGGCUGGUCUCGAGCCCAACGAGUCGGUCAAGUUUGCCGGUGACGACAAGGGUGAGCUCACCCACGCUCUCGGCAUUGUCCUCGACGCCACCGGCGGCCUCGGCAACCUCCGCUCCAAGCGCUCGGUCAUUGUCAUUGAGGACGGCAAGGUCGUCAGCAUCAAGGUCGAGCCCGACUCUGGCAAGUCCACCGUCACCCAGGCCGACGACCUCAUCAAGACUCUUUAA